This is a messenger RNA of Ustilaginoidea virens, 870 nucleotides long. RefSeq lists its product as uncharacterized. The record is from RefSeq and is a predicted model, not a curated record. NCBI's taxonomy places the organism in Eukaryota, Fungi, Ascomycota, Sordariomycetes, Hypocreales, Clavicipitaceae. The coding region runs from base 1 to 870 and encodes 289 amino acids. Gene Ontology annotation, biological process: carbohydrate metabolic process. The transcript is spliced from 2 exons. Gene Ontology annotation, molecular function: hydrolase activity, hydrolyzing O-glycosyl compounds.
AUGGUCAAGUUCCCAGCCGUAAUCACCGCCAGCCUUGUGGCUCUCGCUCCUCUCAUCCAGGCCUGGAACGCCCCCCCUUACCAUGGCUUCAGCCUGCGCUGGCAAGACCCCUUCUCCGGGGGAAGCGGCCGGUCCCCGGACCCCGGAAACUGGAACAUCAUCAACGGGUUCCUCAACGUCAACAACGAGCUGCAAACGUACAGCUCGAGCACGCGGAACGUGCAGCUCAGCGGGGGCAGCACCGUCCAGAUCGUCCCCUGGAGAGACGAGUCUACCAUCCAAGGGUGGACCUCUGGCCGCAUGGAGAGCAAGUACGUCUUCACGCCGGACUCGGGCAGGCUGACGCGGGUCGAGGCCUCUCUCCGCUUCGGCCCCAGCCACCAGGGUGCCAAGAAGGGCAUAUGGCCGGCCUGGUGGAUGCUGGGCGACUCGAUCCGCCACGGAAAGCAGUGGCCGGCUGGGGGCGAGCUCGACAUCCUCGAGGUGGUGAAUGGGCAGCCGGUCGGCCACGGCACCGUCCACUGCCACAAGUCCCCCGGGGGCAUCUGCAACGAGCCCAGCGGCAUCGGGAGCUCCGUCAACAUCCCCAACAACGACUACCACGUCUGGAGGCUCGAGUUUGACCGCCGCAGCGAGGACUGGACUCGGCAGUCCAUCACGUGGUUCCUCGACGGGCACCGGUUCCACCAAAUCACCGGCUCUGGCAUCGGCGACCACGGCACCUGGGCCACGCUCUGCCAUAGUCCCACCUUUUUCAUCCUCAAUCUAGCUGUUGGUGGUGACUGGCCCGGAAAACCGGACGGAGCCACCCAAGAUGGCUAUGGUGCCAUGAUGGAGAUUGGCUACGUUGCCCACUACGUGAGCAGCUAG